Messenger RNA from Suricata suricatta (meerkat), 944 nucleotides. It is a transcript of the gene C16H19orf18, whose product is annotated as chromosome 16 C19orf18 homolog. The coding region runs from base 176 to 781 and encodes 201 amino acids. The transcript is spliced from 6 exons. Lineage: Eukaryota; Metazoa; Chordata; Mammalia; Carnivora; Herpestidae. The record is from RefSeq and is a predicted model, not a curated record.
AGGAAGUCUGUGUGGCAGUGUCCGCUGACCUCACACUGGUGGCUCCGAGUCGGAACCCAAACAUUCUGGAGAGAGCAGAGUUUCUUAGUUUCUCAGAGAAAUACAGGGCAGAUACUGCACUGUCGCUAAAUAUUUCCUUUCCUCCAUGUGAUAACAGACUAAUAGUUUUGGAGUGAUGAGCAAGUUUCAGAGUUCUUUCACCUUUCUAGUUUUGUUUUUAAUGCACCGCCCACACUUAUGCUUGCCUUAUGAAGCGCCAAAACCUUCUACGCCCGAGCAGUUACCGGAGCAUGAUGUUGCAGGCAGUGGGAAGGGUGAUACACAUAACCCUAUAAAGAGGAACCAGAGUCCAGCAGCCCAUGCAGCACGCCUGGACGCUGACACCUGGAAUGCAGCACUGACUCCACGUAGAUCUGCUCUCGUUCAAGUCAUUGUGAUUGCGUGCUUAGCCUUCAGCGUUGCUCUCAUGUGUGGGAUCAGUGCUUCCUUUGUGAUCUAUCGGCUGGUCCAGGCUGAGGAGCGACAGCAGCUUGCCUGGCUUUAUGACAACGUCAGGAUACCGUUACUGGGAGACGAGGACGAGGGCCCUGAGGAUGAGAGCCAGGAUGAGGCCACCUACCUGCGUCCAGAGCACGAGAAGGAGCUGGAAAAGUUCAUUCACUCAGUUAUUAGAUCCAAAAGAAGGAAGCAUAUGGAAAACAGAUUGAAGAAAGAACACUCGUUAUCAAGGGAAACAAGUCUAGAUGAUUCUAUGCACAGCGUGAACCUGGAGCCUCUGUGAGAGCAAACGCAAGAGGCGCGGAUGCACUAGGCAGCAUAGAGCCAACGGCUGCAGGAGCCGUGACUGCGGACCGAGCCAACCUGCUCCUGGAGUGUUCUGUUCAGAGCUCUCUAGGGAGGACAACUGGCAGUACUUAACGGAAAAUAAACCCAUAUGCACAGUU